Molecule: messenger RNA, 1317 nt
Organism: Lithohypha guttulata
Lineage: Eukaryota; Fungi; Ascomycota; Eurotiomycetes; Chaetothyriales; Trichomeriaceae
Gene: LAT1
Product: pyruvate dehydrogenase complex dihydrolipoamide acetyltransferase component (E2)
Exons: 2
Coding region: 1-1317 (438 amino acids)
Biological process (GO): pyruvate decarboxylation to acetyl-CoA
Molecular function (GO): dihydrolipoyllysine-residue acetyltransferase activity
Source: RefSeq, a predicted model, not a curated record
AUGCCGGCGCUGUCACCGACAAUGCAGGCAGGUAAUAUAGGAGCAUGGCAGAAAAAUGUUGGCGAUACACUGGCACCCGGUGAUGUCUUAGUCGAGAUCGAGACGGAUAAAGCGCAGAUGGAUUUUGAGUUUCAGGAAGAGGGCACUCUUGCAAAGAUUUUGAAGGAGACUGGCGAGAAGGACGUCGCUGUUGGAAGUCCUAUUGCGGUCAUGGUCGAAGAGGGUGAAGACGUAUCAGCCUUCGAGAACUUCACCAUGGAGGAUGCAGGCGGCGAAAAGUCUCCACCAAAGGAGGCUCCGAAAGAGGAAGCAUCAGAAGCGACCGAGUCACCAGAUUCGGGUUCGCCUACAGCACCACCAAAAGGUGGUGAAGAAUCCAAGGAACCUGCGCCCGAAGCCCAGGAAGCUGACACGACCGGCGAAAAACUCGAGGCUGUCAUCGAUCGACAGCCAAAUGUGACAUACGGCGCGAAGCAACUUGCACUUGACAAGGGUGUGCCGCUCAAGGGGCUCAAGGGAACUGGCCCUGGUGGUCGAGUCACCGCUAAGGACGUUGAAGGUUACAAAGCUCCAGCAGGAGCACCGGCUACCGCGGCAGGCCCUGCCGCCUACGAGGACAUUCCAGCUAGCUCCAUGCGAAAGACCAUCGCCUCAAGGUUGAGAGACUCGAUGAACCAGAACCCUCACUUCUUUGUGUCUAGCAACCUCUCCGUGACUAAGCUGUUGAAGCUAAGACAAGCAUUGAACACUUCUGCAGAUGGCAAGUACAAGUUGUCAGUGAACGACUUCCUGAUCAAGGCUUGUGCCGUAGCAUGCAAGAAGGUUCCUGCUGCCAACUCCAGCUGGCGCGAGAUAGAUGGUCAGACCGUGAUCCGAGAACACAAAACAGUCGAUGUUAGCGUGGCAGUCGCUACGCCUGUCGGGCUUAUGACUCCUAUCGUCAAGUCGGUAGACAGCAUCGGACUAGUAGCCAUCUCAAGCGCAGUCAAGGAUCUCGCAAAGAGAGCUCGCGACGGAAAGUUAAAGCCUGAGGAAUAUCAAGGUGGCACAUUCACAAUAAGCAACAUGGGUCAGAACGACGCUAUUGAAAGAUUCACUGCCGUUAUCAACCCUCCUCAAGCUGGAAUAUUAGCGGUCGGCACAGUUCGCAAGGUCGCAACUCCGGUCGAGACUGAGGAGGGCACCAUUACCGAAUGGGACGAACAGAUCGUUGUUACGGCCAGCUUUGACCACAAGGUCGUAGAUGGCGCUGUGGGUGCUGAAUGGAUCAAGGAGCUAAAGAAGGUGGUUGAAAAUCCUCUGGAGAUGAUGCUAUAA